This is a messenger RNA of Vicia villosa (hairy vetch), 744 nucleotides long. RefSeq lists its product as uncharacterized. The coding region runs from base 1 to 744 and encodes 247 amino acids. The transcript has 3 exons. The record is from RefSeq and is a predicted model, not a curated record. NCBI's taxonomy places the organism in Eukaryota, Viridiplantae, Streptophyta, Magnoliopsida, Fabales, Fabaceae.
AUGGCUGGAAGAGGUGGAAGAAACCAUGAUGCGAUUGCUAAGGCUUUAGGGAUGAUUGCUGGCGUGCUUGGAGGGGAUCCCAAUGGAGCUGGUAUUGGUACUAACAAGCAGUUGGGAGAUUUUCAGAGGGACAAUCCUCCAAGAAUAUUCGAGGAAGAUAAUAUCAAGAUGAAGUCAUCUCACUCUCGCGACUUGGUUGAUAGGAAAGGUAAGAAGCAUAUGGAUAGAGGUAAGCCAUGUGGAAGAUGUAAAGCCGUUGAUUGGAAGAAGCCUAGUGGGGGAGACUCCAUUGCUUUUGUCAGAUGCUACAACUGUGGCGAGACGGUGUUAUUUCCUGAGGCUAUUAGUGCUGACGAUCUGGCUACAACUUCUAGACAAGUGAAUGAAGCCAUUGAAGACGGUGCAACAAUGUUCAUGUUGAUUGCAUUGACGAGCUUGAAGGCGAAGGUAGUGAGUAGUGAACUACCAGUGGUAUGUGACUUUUCGGAAGUUUUCCUAGAGGAUGUGAACGAGUUACCGCCAGAAAGAGAGAUAGAGUUUGCUAUUGAAUUAAUUUCGGGAAGUAUUCUUGUGUCGAUGGCACUGUAUCGUAUGUCACCAUCUGAGUUGGCUGAACUGAAGAAACAAUUGGAAGAAUUGCUUGAAAAGAAAUUCAUUUGUCCGAGUGUUUUUCCGUGGGGUGCGCCUGUGUUGUCGGUAAAGAAGAAAGAGGGUUCUAUGAGACUGUGUUUAGAUUACCAAUAA